Rhododendron vialii is the source of this 327-nucleotide messenger RNA. RefSeq lists its product as uncharacterized. NCBI's taxonomy places the organism in Eukaryota, Viridiplantae, Streptophyta, Magnoliopsida, Ericales, Ericaceae. The record is from RefSeq and is a predicted model, not a curated record. The transcript is spliced from 2 exons. Bases 1 to 327 code for a protein of 108 amino acids.
AUGACAGAACAGAUCAAGGAGGAGCACAAGACAUCUGGGAUUUCAGACCCAUCAGUUUACUUGGGGGUGCUUAUAAGUUGUUGGCCAAAGUUUUUGGCUAUUCGUUUGAAAAAGAUGGUUGGAAAGGUGGUUUUAGAGACUCAAAAUGCUUUUGUUGAAGGUAAGCAAAUUCUUGAUGCGGUUUUGGUUGCAAAUGAGUGUGUGGACUCACGAUUGAAGAGUGGUAUCCCGGGUAUCAUAUGCAAGCUGGACAUAGAGAAGGCUUAUGAUCGUGUCAAUUGGAACUUUCUUCUCUACAUUAUGCAUCGGAUGGGUUUUGGGGAGUAG